CGGUGCGGGGCCGGUGCGGGGCCGGUGCGGGGCCGGUGCGGCCAUGGAGGAGCCGGGCUGCGGGGCGCAGUUCCGCGCCGCCGUGCAGGUGAUCCAGGGGCUGCCGCGGAGCGGUGCGUACCGGCCCUCCUACGAGGAGAUGCUGCGCUUCUACAGCUACUACAAGCAGGCGACGGCGGGGUGCUGCCAGGGCCCGCGGCCCGGCUUCUGGGACCCCAUCGGCCGGUACAAGUGGGACGCCUGGCACAGCCUGGGCGGGAUGUCCAAGGAGGAGGCGAUGGCCGCGUACGUGGCGGAGAUGAAGAAGGUGGCCCAGAAGGUCAUUGACACCGUGCCCAUGGACGAGAGCACGGAGGAGAUGUUCCGCUACUUCGAGCCGCUCUACGAGGUGAUCCACGACAUGCCCCGGCCCCCCGAGUCCUUCUUCAAGAGCAAAGGGGAGCGCCGGGGGCAGCCGGACGGCCCUGCCAGGGAUGUCCCAGCGAGCCCCAGAGACACCGUGCCCGGGGAGCAGCAGGACGGGCAGCACGUGCCAGGAGCUGGGCUGGCUCCUGCCCCCAAGGCGCUCGAGGGGAGCCAGGUGACGAGUGACUCUGAGGGGGACACGUUCUGUGACACCCUGGAGCAGAUGGAGCCUGAGAAGGCCGGGCAGGUGCGGGGGCUCACCCCAAACAGGCUCCAGGCUGGGGCUGAGCCCCCAGGGCCCCACAGUGCUGGGCAGGGCGAGGAGGGUGAAGGCAGAAGAGCCGAGGGGAGCAGCAGCACCGACCUCACAGCCGUGGGCUCCGAGACAGGCGUCCGGCUGGCCGGGGGGGACCCCGGGAGCAGCCCCGAGCUGGCGGCGGAGCUGGAGGCCCACGUGGCCGGCACGGUGCGGGCACUGCAGGAGGAGCUGUGGCGAGUGCAGGAGCGGCUGAGCCGGCUGGAGACGCUCGGUGCUGCCCAGAGGGACACAGCUUGGACAGACCCCAGCCUGGCACGUGCUGCACAGGCCAUGUCCCCGUGGCGCCUGACCGUGUCCCCGCGCACGCUGCUCUUCCUCGCCACCUGGCCCUUCGUCACCCAGUGGCUGCUGCGCCACUGGCAGGGCAGGAAGAGGUGACCACCGCGUCCCCGCCGCCGCUGCCACCCCUCCUUCGCCAUCCCGCUUCGCACGAGCCGGGGAAGCGCCACGGAGCCACGCGGGAAUCGCCUCACCAGCCACGGGGCUGUGCGGGCCGGGCACCCCCGGGCACCCCCGGGCACCGGCACCCACACUCAG
This is a messenger RNA of Hirundo rustica (Barn swallow), 1261 nucleotides long. It is a transcript of the gene ACBD4, whose product is annotated as acyl-CoA binding domain containing 4. Bases 44 to 1102 code for a protein of 352 amino acids. Gene Ontology annotation, molecular function: fatty-acyl-CoA binding. Gene Ontology annotation, biological process: fatty acid metabolic process. The record is from RefSeq and is a predicted model, not a curated record. The transcript is spliced from 10 exons. Lineage: Eukaryota; Metazoa; Chordata; Aves; Passeriformes; Hirundinidae.